Molecule: messenger RNA, 528 nt
Organism: Poecile atricapillus (Black-capped chickadee)
Lineage: Eukaryota; Metazoa; Chordata; Aves; Passeriformes; Paridae
Gene: DNAJB8
Product: DnaJ heat shock protein family (Hsp40) member B8
Exons: 2
Coding region: 1-528 (175 amino acids)
Molecular function (GO): Hsp70 protein binding
Source: RefSeq, a predicted model, not a curated record
AUGGUAGAUUACUACAAGGUCCUUGAACUGCAAAAAGAUGCCUCACAGGAUGUUAUUAAGAAAUCCUACCACAAACUGGCACUAAAAUGGCAUCCUGACAAGAAUCCCAAAAACAAAGAGGAAGCUGAGAAGAAAUUCAAAGAAAUUGUUGAAGCAUACGAGAUUUUGUCCGACCCCCAGAAGCGAUCACUCUAUGACAAGUCUGUUGAGGAGAGCAGAGCCCGCAGAGAAAGAGCUGCAGCGGGUUUUAACAGCUACUUUGGUUACCAGCAUGGAUUCCCCCAUCAAGAAGAGGCCUUUGGAGGGAUUGGGCACCCCACCUCCGUCUUUGCUGAAAACACAGCUGGGCCAUAUGGUGUCAGAACAGUGAUAACCACUACUGAAGUGAUCAAUGGCAAGACCAUCACCACCCGGAAAAUCAUUGAGGAUGGGCAGGAGACAAAAGAAGUGGAAGAAGAUGGCCAGCUGAAGUCUGUAAUAAUCAAUGGGAGAGACUACCUGAAUUCAGUGCCUGAAUUUCAUCAAUGA